Molecule: messenger RNA, 468 nt
Organism: Cladophialophora bantiana CBS 173.52
Lineage: Eukaryota; Fungi; Ascomycota; Eurotiomycetes; Chaetothyriales; Herpotrichiellaceae
Exons: 1
Coding region: 1-468 (155 amino acids)
Source: RefSeq, a predicted model, not a curated record
AUGCCGGUCCGAUGGACGACAGGCUCGUCUCGUUCGCUCCAAUCUCUUCAACCAAGGCGGACAAUAUCUGGUCUUUCUCGACUAAACCAGAAAGGCAGAUGGCCACCCUCAACAUCUUCGCGAUAUGCACAUCCGUCGCAGAUUUCAGUAUCAUUCCACAGCUUCUCACCCCAAUAUGCACAAUCACCCACCGCCGACGCUCUGAUGGAAAAUCUAAACGACCUUUACGCCACUGCAAAAGACGAAUUCGAAAUUGCGGCCGAAGAGACGGAGAAGAAAACAGUCUACGCUGCGGAUGAUAGAGAGGCGGCAGUGGACGCAUUGAAGAUGUUGCAAGAGGCCUUCCAAAAAGCACUGAAGGAGACUAGCCCGGAAGUCAGCAAGGAGAUCCAGGGUCGUGUGGGACCGAGGAUACGAGAGCUAGAAAAUGCGGUUAAGGCGAUGGAAGAGAUGGCCAUGGAGGACUGA